AUGAGAGACCGGAACAAGGAUGGGGACAGUGAGGGGCGUCAAGCACACCUGGGGACUCCUAUUCCAGACUACGGUGGUGAAUGGCAUCCAUGUGGGGAGGUCUCUGAUCAAAGCGCCAACCUCAUUACAUCACUAAUUCAACACCAGCGAGUGCACACUGGAGAGAAACCUUACCAAUGCAAAGAAUGUGGCAAAUCCUUUACUCACCACUCAACCCUUAUCCAACAUCACAGAAUCCAUACUGGAGAGAAGCCUUACCAAUGCAAAGAAUGUGGUAAAUCCUUUACUCACCACUCAACCCUUACCAAACAUCACAGAAUCCAUACUGGAGAGAAGCCUUACCAAUGCAAAGAAUGUGGCAAAUCUUUUACUCAACACUCAAACCUUAUCCAACAUCACAGAAUCCAUACUGGAGAGAAGCCUUACCAAUGCAAAGAAUGUGGCAAAUCCUUUCCUCGCCACACAAGACUUAUCCAACAUCUCCGAAUCCAUACUGGAGAGAAGCCUUACCAAUGCAAACAAUGUGGCAAAUCCUUUACUCACCACGCAAGCCUUAUCCUACAUCUCCGAAUCCAUACUGGAGAGAAACCUUACCAAUGUAAUGUUUGUAGCAAGGCCUUUACUCAGCAGUCAGACCUUAACAAACAUCACAAAAUCCAUACUGGAGAGAAGCCUUACCAAUGCAAAGAAUGUGGCAAAUCCUUUACUUGGCACUCAGUCCUUACCAAACAUCUCCGAACCCAUACUGGAGAGAAGCCUUACCAAUGUGAAGAAUGUGAAUCCUUUACUCAACACUCAAACCUUACCAAACAUCACCAUAUCCAUACUAGAGAGAAACCCUAC
Messenger RNA from Suricata suricatta (meerkat), 843 nucleotides. Its product is annotated as zinc finger protein 879-like. Gene Ontology annotation, molecular function: recombination hotspot binding; histone H3K4 methyltransferase activity; histone H3K36 methyltransferase activity. Gene Ontology annotation, biological process: positive regulation of reciprocal meiotic recombination. The transcript is spliced from 3 exons. Gene Ontology annotation, cellular component: nucleus. The record is from RefSeq and is a predicted model, not a curated record. NCBI's taxonomy places the organism in Eukaryota, Metazoa, Chordata, Mammalia, Carnivora, Herpestidae. The annotation marks the transcript as partial.